Molecule: messenger RNA, 1659 nt
Organism: Mycotypha africana
Lineage: Eukaryota; Fungi; Mucoromycota; Mucoromycetes; Mucorales; Mycotyphaceae
Product: S-adenosyl-L-methionine-dependent methyltransferase
Exons: 2
Coding region: 1-1659 (552 amino acids)
Biological process (GO): peptidyl-arginine methylation
Cellular component (GO): nucleus
Molecular function (GO): protein-arginine N-methyltransferase activity
Source: RefSeq, a predicted model, not a curated record
AUGUCGCGUUCCUUUGAAAAUAGUUCUCAGUAUGAGCGUUCAGAAGUUGAUCCUGAAGAUCAAGCAUGGGAUGACUGGUCUAACGAUGAGGACGAAGUAACUGAUACACAAUGUUUAUUCUGUCAAGAUAUACUUGCAGAUCCUUUAAAAGCUUUUCAACAUAUGAAAGAGGCGCAUCAAUUCGACUUCCAAUCAUUGAAACACUCUUUGCAGCUCGAUUUUUAUCAAUGCAUUCGGUUGAUCAACUAUGUUCGUUCGCAAAAAUUGGCAGCUGAGAAUGUACUAAAACUCAACGGUGAAGAGAAGUUCUGGGAAGACGAAGUUUAUCUAAAGCCUGUGUUGGAAGAUGAUCCUUUACUUUUCGCAUUCGAAGAAUUAGAGUUCGUUGAAAAUGAAAAUCAGCAACAACAGGAGCCUACUAUUACAAGUAGUAAUACAACAUCAAAUUCAGCCUUACCAGACUUGAUCAAUCUCAAGGCUACUACAGAAUUAGAAAAGCAUUUACUGAGUUUGUUAGAAGCCUCACAGGAGUCCAAAAUCAAUCUUGAAGGGCAAUUUGAAGAAUACAAGCAGAUGGUCAAAAAGACAUUCUAUGAACCCCUUGCCAAUGACAGCAGCAACAAAAAUGAUCAAGUGAAUAAGGGGUUUAUUGACGAAGGCAAUUAUUACUUUAACGGAUAUGCCCACAAUGAUAUCCAUGAACAAAUGUUAAAAGACACAGCUCGAACCGAAGCUUAUCGCGACUUCAUUUACGAAAACAAAGAUAUCUUUAAGAACAAAAUCGUAUUGGAUGUGGGAUGUGGCACUGGUAUCUUAUCCAUGUUUGCCGCUAAAGCCGGUGCAAAACAAGUAUUUUCUGUUGAUAAUUCUGCCAUUAUUGAAAAAGCAAAACGCAAUAUCAAAGAAAACGAGCUUGAUCAUAUCAUCACAUGUAUUCGAGGCAAAGUUGAAGAGAUUGAAUUACCCGUGCCUCAGGUCGAUAUUAUUGUUUCUGAAUGGAUGGGAUACUUCCUUUUGUUUGAAGCCAUGUUGGAUUCGGUUCUUGUAGCUCGUGAUCGUUGGUUAGCACCAAAGGGUAUCAUGGCACCCAGUCAGACCCGCAUUUUGAUGGCGGCUUUAGAUGAUGAGGACUUGAAAGAUGACCGCGUUAAUUUUUGGAAUGACGUGUACGGUUUCAAAAUGUCAGCAAUGAAAGAACCUACAUUAAAUGAAGCAGUGAUCGAUUUUUUGAAGCCAGAAAGUGUGAUUUCUGAUAUUAUCACGUUGAAAGAUUUACCUUUGCAGACAGUCACGGCAAAACAGCUCGAUUUUGUAUGUAAAUAUGAAAUGAAAAUCAACAAAGAUGGUACACUGUAUGCAUUUGGUGGUUGGUUUGACACAUGGUUUACUCGUGAUGGACAUGAUAUUCCCGCCGAUAGAGGAGCAGAGAAGGUAAAGGGAGAAAUUUAUUUAACUACAAGUCCGCUCGGUAAAGAUACACAUUGGAAGCAGACAGCAUUUAUCCUGGAGGAACCUAUCCAAGUAAAGGCAGGUGAUAAGAUCCGUGGUGUUUUUACUUGCCAUAAGGGUGUAGAUAACCCAAGAGAACUGGAAUGCGAAGUUGAAUAUAGUGUAAAUAAUGGAGGAUCGAAGAUCCAAAACUUCUAUAUAAAGUCCUAA